AGCACUACAAAUGACAUUGAGGAAGCAAUGUCUUACCUCAAGAAAGAAUAUGAGAUAAAGGGACUUUGGUAAAAUGAAGCUCAGCUUGAGACUGCAGCUUGAGCACCUGCUGGAGGAAGGAAUGUUUGUGUGCACCAAUCUACUCAUACAAAGUGGAGGGACCCAUUUAGACCUAGAGUCCCCCUACUUGAGAACCAUUGAAGCACUAAUAUACCUGACGAACUACACAAGACCUGAUAUUGUGUUCGCAGCAAAGUUUGUGUCCGCAGCAAAUUUGCUGGCAAAUUCUAUGGUAGUCUCUAGGUUCCACAAAUACAUUCGAGGAAUUGGCAUAAGACAACUUAAUUAGAAAGCUACAUGAUGCAGGGAGAGAAAAACCCCUUAACUCCAUGUAUUCCAUAAUUAUGGGCUUGAAGACCAAUAUGUUCUAAAGACCUAAAGCCUACAAAUAUGUGCUGAAGAAUGAUCAAAAUUGUUCUACAUUUUUUUUUUCUCGGUGAGCUUUUUCUAUUGCGUUUUCUCACACAAGGUGGUUAGGGAGACACCAUUUUUUUUAUCAAAACAACAGGCACGACGUAGCACAUGCGUGCAAUAUAACAUUCUUUUUCUCCUGCCUUGUUGCCACAUGGUUUUAGGAUAAGUUUUUUUUUUGACAAAACAAGCACGUAACGCGAUUUGUAUUAGGGAGAGUAUGUACGUGUUAUGAAAUAUUCUAAAAUGGGCAAAUCAUUGUGCGAUAACGUGGGACGUGGGAGUCGGUGAAUCUCCGUGCCAACUAUGUGGGUAUAAUGGGAGCGAGCAUGCCACAUGGUUGGGAUGGGAAUUGGGAUAAGUUUUUGACAAAAACAUGCACGCCGCGUGAUCUGUCUUAGGAAGUGUCAUGAAAUAUUCUGAUGGGCAAAACACUGUGCAACAACGUGGGAGGUGGGAGGCAUUUGAAUCUCUGUGCCAACCAUGUGAGUACAAAUGGGACCGAAGGGGUCAACGCAAAGCAUUUAAUAAUUUAAGCAACGCUCUCCCGCUAUGGAAGGAGGCCGGUGGUGAGCCCGGCCGCGUGGAGCAUGAAGUGGUUGGUUGCUCCUCUCUUUGUACCAAAAAAGGUUAUACAUGUGCUCACUCCCUACUAGCUCUGUCCCCAAUACCGUGUCUCUCUGUGCAGAGCUAGAGUGCAAGACCGAUUUUCUCAACAAAAGAAAUGGAACAACGAAAGAGACCGGACUGUGAACGCACUGGACUCUGCAGAGUUCAGACUGCCCCCCGAUCCUUCUUGUGUUCUGUGCUCGUGCUCGCUCGCUACGGCCUAUAUAUAGAGCCUGUUCAGUUCAGACUGAACCACAACGCACAGUUGCGUGCAGGUGCAGUUAGCCAGCGCCAGCUGCACAAGCUUUUGUCAGCACAGGAAGGAGAGGAGGGUGAGAUAUGGCGAGCCUCAACGUGCUGCUCCUCCCUGAGCCGGGCUCCGGCCACCUCAUGUCGCUCAUCGAAGCCGGGAAGCGCCUGCUGGGCCACGGCGCGGGCGGCGGGGACGGCCUGGGCCGGGAGUUCACGGUGACCGUCCUCGUCGUGCGGCCGCCGACGCCGGAGUCGGCCGCCGAGGUGGGCGCGCACGUCCGGCGCGUCGCGGAGUCCGGCAUUGCUGGCGUCCGGUUCCACCACCUCCCGGCCGUGGAGCCCCCGGCGGACUGCGCCGGCAACCUGCAGGAGUUCAAGUCGCGGUACCUGGAGCUCCACAGGCCGCACGUGGAGGCCGCGGCGCGGGAGCUCGGCGCCGCGGCGCUCGUGGUCGACUUCUUCGCCACCGCCGUGCUGGACGUGGCGCGCGGGCUCGCCGUGCCGGCGUACGUCUACUUCACCUCCACGGCCGCGCUGCUCGCGCUCACGCUGAGGCUGCCGGCCCUUGCCGAGACUGUCGCCGCCGACUUCGAGACGUUCGAGGGCACGGUCGACGUGCCGGGCCUGCCGCCCGUGCCCGCGGCAAGCGUCCCGGGGUUCCUGGGACGCAAGGACAGCCCCAACUUCACGUGGUUCGUUUACCACGGCCGGCGUUUCAUGGACGCCGACGGCAUCGUCGUCAACACGGUGGCCGAGCUCGAACCGGGGCUGCUCGCCGCCAUCGCCGGAGGCCGGUGCGUGCCGGGACGGCCGGCGCCGCCGCUGUACCCGAUCGGUCCGGUUCUCAACCUCGGUGCGGGGGGAGGUGCGUCCGGCGACGAGGCGUGCGUCCGGUGGCUCGACGCGCAGCCGCGUGCGUCGGUGGUGUUCCUCUGCUUCGGGAGCCUGGGCUGGUUCGACGCGGCGAAGGCGCGCGAGGCCGCGGCGGGGCUGGAGCGGAGCGGGCACCGGUUCCUGUGGGCGCUGCGCGGGCCUCCCGCGGCCGGAUCGCGGCACCCGUCGGACGCCGACCUGGACGAGCUCCUCCCCGCGGGGUUCCUGGAGCGGACCAGGGGCAGGGGCCUCGUGUGGCCGCGGUGGGCGCCGCAGAAGGCGGUGCUCGCCCACCCGGCCGUGGGCGGCUUCGUGACCCACUGCGGGUGGAACUCGACGAUGGAGAGCCUGUGGCACGGCGUGCCGCUGGCGCCGUGGCCGCUGUACGCGGAGCAGCACCUGAACGCGUUCGAGCUCGUGGCCGUCGUGGGCGUGGCCGUGGCCAUGGAGGUGGACAGGAGGCGCGACAACUUCGUCGAGGCCGCGGAGCUGGAGCGGGCGGUGAGGGCCCUCAUGGGCGGCGGCGAGGAGGGGCGCAAGGCGCGGGAGAAGGCCCACGAGAUGAAGGCCGCGUGCCGCAAGGCCGUUGAGGAGCGCGGGUCGUCGUACGCGGCGCUGGAGAGGCUGCGUCAUGCGAUUCGCAAGGGUGCAAAUACAGCUACUGCUCAUUUCAAGGCGCCGCAGCCGCUCAUUUGAGAAUUGAAUGAGUCCAAGAUUCCAGACGUUCGCGACGGUGUCCGGCUGUCCGCUUCGUCAUGGAAGGAGUGGACUUCCGUGUUUGAGCUUCCCGGAGUCGACAGUCAGUCAGUCACACACACAGAGAGAGAGAGAGAAAACGAGAGAGAGCAGUUUGCAGCUAGUGCUUAUCGGUAUCGCCGUGGGACUUCAGGUUUUAUGUCUUGUGUAAUGAUCGAUCUCCAUGUCUACUCGCUCGGAGGUAUCAUAUGUUUAUGAUACCGUACACGUUGUACUGUGCUUCCAUCGCCAGUUCGCCACCUUCCAUCUACUUUUCUCUUCUCUA
Molecule: messenger RNA, 3226 nt
Organism: Zea mays
Lineage: Eukaryota; Viridiplantae; Streptophyta; Magnoliopsida; Poales; Poaceae
Product: anthocyanidin 3-O-glucosyltransferase 2
Exons: 1
Coding region: 1420-2901 (493 amino acids)
Molecular function (GO): UDP-glucosyltransferase activity
Source: RefSeq, a predicted model, not a curated record